This is a messenger RNA of Cercopithifilaria johnstoni, 2220 nucleotides long. Lineage: Eukaryota; Metazoa; Nematoda; Chromadorea; Rhabditida; Onchocercidae. The record is from the annotation of a GenBank genome assembly.
AUGAUGAUAAUUAAACCUUCUAUCUUAUUUCUGGCAUUUGUAACUGUUGUACACACUCUACAAAAUCCACUCAUUUCUGCACCUUUCGACAAUUUUCGAAUCGAAUGCGCCAAAUCCUCAGGUGCCGUAAGAAUCAGUGCACGAAUGGUUGGAUCACAAGGUUUCAUCCGGCACGAUAUCGUUCUCGCAAUUGUUUGCGAGCGAGUCGAUGAGCUAUAUCCAUGGCAUAAUGUUCCCACAGGCAUUGCGGAAUUGGAACGAGAAGACUGCUAUUAUAGCCAUUUGUUUGAUCCAAUUGUGGACACAGAAUCACUGUAUACAUGUCGACCGCGAGAAUACAUAUCUGGGAUUACCAGGCUAUCGGACACUAGGGUACAAGUGCUGUGUUGCCGUUUACGAACACGAGAUGAAACGAACUGUAAAGAGAAAGAGUUCGCUAAACCAAUUGGAUCUGACCCCCGGACGGAAGUAUAUCAUCGCAAUCAGCUUAUCAAUUCCAUUGCUGUCGAAGGGAAUAAUUACAGAGUGCGAUUCUGCGAUCUUACUCCAAGAGCUAUCGGCCUAAUCUACGAUGACUUACUUGUGACAGCUGCUAUCACCACCGAAAUUCCAAAGAAUGAAGAACGUCAUUCUUCAAAAACAGAGAGUAACAUGAUGAAUACGGCAGCGAUCGAAAAUAAAGCACACAUUAUGAACGGCUUAUUUGGACAUCUGACAUCACAAGCUACAACGGUACCAUCAUCAGCAACCAAAUACGUUAUCCAAAUAUUUCGACCGAGUUCCUUGUACAAUUUUGAAAAAGACCAGAAAAAGCGAAAUAUGAGUACCCUUUCACCAUCUAAGAACAAUCAUUCUCAAGACAUCAAGUCAUCACUGGAGGUGCAACGAACGUCUGGAGCAAAAUUUUCAACCAUUAUGAAUACAGUUGUCAAAGACGGGGAUCGAAGUGUUGAUUGGAUGACCGAUGGAAUAAACAAGCAAAACUCCAUAGUACCCACCGUUUCUUUCAUUCCAACAAGCGCUUCGCAGCAGUUCCAGAAUCAUUCUGCUGCUUCCAAAGAAGUCAUUUCAAGUGAUCGUAGUCGAACAACAGCAAAGUUGUCUUACAUUGAUAUUUCUUCACCGCAAACCACAACUUCUGCAUCACUAAUUCUUUUGAAACCUUUGAGUUCUAAAGCACAGCAAACUGAAGUCACAUCAAGAAAUAAACAGCUUACAACAAAGACAAGUACAAGGCGACGGAUGAAAGAAACGUCGAUUCCGACCAUUUCCCCUACUUCGUUUAUGACUAUGUCCAAAUUAAAAACAAUACCAACCCGUCUCAAAGAAUUUGAGCAUGCAGCAGAAAGCCAUUCUUUAUCUAGUAGUCAAUUGCACCGUGAUCCUUCUAGUGGGCCACACGUCGAUGAAGAAACCAAGUUUUCUCCAUUCGACAACAGAGAGAAUAAUCCUUUACAUAAUAAUAAGGCUUUUGGAUCAGAUUAUUCGCUUUCUCUUACCUCAGCUAGUCCUCUCGAUAUGACUACAUCAGUAGAAAGCGGUGGCUUUUCAUAUAAAAUUUCAAACGAAAUUCGUCGUGCUCCAAUUAAAUCACACGUUGGUGUGGAAUACACCGAAUAUGAUCUCCCAAUAAAAAAAUCUGCUGAUGGUAGUCGUAUAUAUGUGCCAGAAAAUCAUGAACCACUGAACGCUCCAUCAGCGACAAUCAUAUAUGAUGCAGGUAAGAAGAAUAAUGUUUCUGGAAGUGAGAAGAAGAAGAAAAAGAAAGUUCAGCAACGUAUUCAGGAAACCGAAUUAAAAGAUGAUAUCAGCAAGAAAUUGUUGCCAAUGAAUGAUGAUAAGAUUAAUUUAAUCCCAACGGAUACGUACAAUUUAUCUUCUGUGAAACCACUCUCCACAGUAUCAAGUGAACAAGAUGAUUUGAAAUUUCCUGCAACGAACUUUAAUCAUACUGAAAAGACUUUAGAAAAUGCUUAUAAUCCAGCGAAAUUCUAUCGUACACCACCGCCGAAACGGCGAACUCAAACAGAAAAAGUAUUAACCUUCUGCACAAAAGAGAUAGCAAUUCGUGAUCGAUACAAUUUAGUGAUUGCUUGUGGUAGUGAAACGGAAAUUUGGCAACCAUUUCGAUGUCCAGAAGGAAGUGAAUGCUUCUUUUCAGCUGAUUCCAGUUAUCGGAUCUGUUGUGCUGUAGCUGAAGCUGUUCAUUACGCUCAAUGA